GAACAAGAGACAACGACGCGACGAGACAAGAUGGAUACGGAAGGGGAGGGAACACACGAGCAGAAAGGCAAAACGGAAAACGAUCUCCCGUUUAAAUCUUGAAAACCAGGUGGUUUCCCCCCAAAGUAAACACCUAUCCAUCUCCAUUCCUCCAUGGAAGCACUGACAGAGCUCUGCGACUUAAUAUCUCAGAAUCCCUUACAGUUCGCCGAAAAACUUGAAUGGAUUUGCAGCAGAUGCCCUCCCGAGGGUUCUCUCUCCGUUGGAUCUCACAGGCUGACGCGGCUUCAUCUCAAUGCCGUUCUUGCAGUCGCAAGAUUUAUUUCUAAAUGCCCCAACCAUACCGAUAACGAUCCUAGAUCGCAGGUCAUUGGGUUUCUCCAAUCGAUUCAGGCUUCGUUUCGUCAAUCAUUCUGGCCGCAGUCUUUUGGGGUUGAUUCUAUUUCUGCUUUUUACUCUAAUUUCCUUGGUUAUGUCUCUAAGGCGGCGGAGUUAUCCCCUGAUUUCGCUGCGGAAGUCGCUGACUUCAUGGGAGGGAUCGUGAUCUGCGCUGCUACUAUUGUCAAUGACGAGGCUGGAAUUUGUAGGGUAUUUUUGAAUGCUGUGUCCCAGAAUUGCCCGCCAGUUUCCCCUAAAGCUGCCGAAAAUUUGAUUUCUUGUCUUUUGGAGCAGUUAUCUGUUGCUGCUCCUACUUCGCCUAGGGAGGCGGCAUUUUCGAUCUCAGAAACGUCAUCAUCGCAGAGCUCGCCACUUGGUUCGCACCAUUUACAACCGAAUGGGAGUGCCAGCCCGGGGAAUGAAGCUAGCAAUGCCUCUGCGUCGUCGAGGGGUACAGCUGUGAAUGGCAGCACCAUUGGCUGGAGGAGCAGUGUGGAUCUGCUUGGUGGGAACCUCGGUUACAAUGACGGUGGAGGAGGCGCGGCCUUUUUGAGGCAGCAAAUUGCGUCUUUUGAAGGGGAGUCUGUGGAGAGCUUGGAAAAACAAGAGAUAGCCUUUAGGUUGCUGUGGCAUAUUGUGGAUAAAGUCCCUUUCGGUGCGGUGCAUUUGGAACAGGUCAUGAUGGCUUCUAAGAAGCAACUCCAAUCUUCAGUUGUUUUUCUCAAGAUAAGGAAGCGUGACUGGACAGAACAGGGGGGGCAGCUAAAGGCCAAAAUCAAUACAAAAUUAUCUGUUUCUCGAGCUGCAGCUCAGUUGCAAGUUAAAAUACUUGUAACCCAUAAUUCAGAUGGAAAAUCCUCAAAGCGGUUGUUGCUUGAGGCACUUGCAUUGCUCACCGAUGUUGCUGAAGCUUGUUUACUCUCUGUAUGGAGGAAGCUGAGAAUCUGUGAGGAGCUGUUCAGUUGCUUGCUUAAUGGAGUUGCACAGAUUGCCGUCACUCGUGGAGGUCAGCUGUUAAGAGUUUUGUUUAUUCGUUUGAAGCCUCUUGUUCUGACAACAUGCGCUCAGGCUGAUACGUGGGGCAACAGCCAGGGAACCAUGCUUGAAAGUGUCACGAAGACCAGCUGUGAAAUAAUAGAGUUUGGUUGGAGCAAGGACCGGGCUCCUGUGGACACUUUUAUCAUGGGGUUAGCUACAAGUAUCCGUGAACGAAAUGAGUACGAAGAGCAGGAUGGGAAAGAGAAGCAGGCAGUUCCUGUUGUGCAGCUUAAUGUUAUACGCUUGCUAGCAGAUUUGAAUGUUUCUGUUAAUAAGUCUGAAAUGAUAGACUUGAUAUUGCCACUAUUUAUUGAGACCUUAGAAGAGGGAGAUGCUUCAACUCCUAGUUUAUUGCGUCUACAACUUCUUGAUGCUGUAUCUCGAAUGGCUAGUUUGGGUUUUGAAAAAUCCUAUCGUGAGACGGUAGUUCUGAUGACAAGAAGCUAUUUGAAUAAACUUUCAACUAUAGGAUCUGCAGAAAGCAAAACAAUGGCUCCAGAAGCCACUACAGAACGUGUAGAGACUCUUCCUUCAGGGUUCCUUCUGAUUGCUAGUGGUCUUACCAGUCCUAAAUUGCGGUCAGACUAUCGUCAUCGAUUGCUAUCUUUGUGCUCUGAUGUUGGGCUGGCUGCAGAGUCCAAAAUUGGCAGGAGUGGAGCGGAUUGUUUGGGGCCUUUACUUCCUGCCGUUGCUGAAAUCUGUUCUGAUUUUGAUCCGACUGUGGAUGUGGAGCCUUCACUUUUGAAGCUAUUUCGGAACUUGUGGUUCUAUGUUUCUCUUUUUGGCUUGGCACCUCCCAUUCAGAACAGUCAGCUUCCAACGAAAUCAAUUUCCACAACACUGAAUAGUGUGGGAAGCAUGAGUGCUUCGGCACUUCAAGCUGUGGUCGGACCGUACAUGUGGAAUAGCCAAUGGUCUUUGGCUAUCCAGCGCAUUGCUCAAGGAACCCCUCCUCUUGUUGUUAGCUCUGUCAAAUGGCUUGAAGAUGAGUUGGAACUCAAUGCUCUUUACAACCCUGGCAGUCGUCGGGGCAAUGGCAAUGAGAAAGCUGCUCUAGCCCAAAGGGCUGCUCUCUCUGCUGCUUUAGGAGGGCGAGUAGAGGUUGCAGGAAUGAACUUGUUUACAGGUGUGAAGGCAACCUAUCUCCUUGCAGUAGCUUUUUUAGAGAUAAUACGUUUCAGCAGCAAUGGCGGCAUCCUUAAUGGCAGUACUAGUUUGACUGCUUCAAGAAGUGCAUUCAGCUGCGUUUUUGAAUAUCUCAAAACUUCAAAUCUAAUGCCAGCUGUCUUUCAGUGUUUGACUGCAAUUGUUCACAGGGCUUUUGAAACAGCAGUGUCAUGGCUGGAGGAUCGAAUAUCUGAAACUGGUAAUGAAGCUGAGAUAAGGGAGUCUACCCUGUCUGCUCAUGCUUGCUUUCUUAUCAAAAAUAUGUCUCAAAGGGAGGAACACAUUCGGGAUAUUUCUGUUAACUUAUUGACUCAACUUAAAGAUAGGUUUCCACAGAUUUUGUGGAGUUCAUCAUGUCUUGAUUCAUUGCUGUUCUCUGUUAGUAAUGAAUUACCUUCUACUGUUGUAAAUGAUCCUGGUUGGGUAGCGACUGUUCGUUCUUUGUAUCAAAAAAUCCUCAGGGAAUGGAUCACUAAUGCACUUUCAGAUGCGCCAUGCACUACUCAGGGUCUUCUGCAGGAAGAGCUCUGUAAAGCAAACACAUGGCAGAGAACACAGCCUACAACUGAUGUGGUUUCUCUUCUAUCUGAAAUAAGGAUUGGUACUGGAAAAAAUGAUUGCUGGAUGGGCAUACGCACAGCUAAUAUUCCUGCAGUUAUGGCUGCUGCUGCUGCAGCUUCAGGAGCAAACUUAACAUUGACAGAAGCUUUUAACUUGGAGGUGCUCUCCACUGGUAUUGUCAGUGCAACAGUCAAGUGCAACCAUGCUGGGGAAAUUGCUGGAAUGAGAAGGUUGUAUUGCAGCAUUGGUGGUUUUCAAACUGGUGCUUCACCAAUGGGCUUUGGGCUGGGUAUGGGCCUUCAGAGGUUGAAAUCUGUGGUGUCUUCUCAACAGGCACAACCGGAAAGUGAGUCCUUCAAUGAGAUACUUAUUACAAAGUUUGUGCGGUUACUGCAACAAUUUGUUAACUUAGCUGAGAAAGGCGGGGAGGUAGACAAGUCACAAUUUCGAGAAAUAUGUUCCCAGGCAACUGCACUACUUCUGUCAAAUCUGGGUUCUGAUUCAAAACCGAAUCUAGAUGGCUUCUCACAACUCCUUCGACUUCUUUGCUGGUGCCCCGCUUAUAUCUCAACACCUGAUUCAAUGGAGGUUGGAAUAUUUGUUUGGACAUGGUUAGUCUCCGCUGCUCCCCAGUUGGGGUCUCUCGUCCUUGCAGAGCUUGUUGAUGCAUGGUUGUGGACAAUAGAUACAAAACGGGGUUUAUUUGCAUCUGAUGUGAGGUGUUCUGGACCUGCUGCAAAAUUAAGACCCCAGCUUUCACCUGGGGAGCCAGAAAUGUUGCCUGAUAAGGAUCCUGUUGAAGGAAUAAUUGCUCAUAGAUUAUGGCUUGGGUUUUUCAUUGAUCGCUUUGAGGUAAUCCGACAUGACAGUGUUGCACAACUUUUGCUUCUUGGGCGAAUGUUACAAGGCACUAUGAAAUUUCCAUGGCAUUUCUCACGCCAUCCUGCAGCUGCUGGUACCUUUUUCACUAUCAUGCUUCUUGGGCUUAAGUACUGUUCAUGCAAGUCACAGGGUAAUCUGCAGAAUUUUAAAACAGGGUUUCAGUUGCUGGAGGACCGAAUUUAUCGAGCCUCAUUGGGUUGGUUUGCCUACGAACCUGAAUGGUAUGACAUGAACAACAAGAAUUUUUCCCAAAGUGAGGCUCAAUCUGUUUCUAUAUUUGUCAAUUAUCUUGUGAAUGAGCGAGUGGAUGGUCAAUCAGAUUCAUCUUUGAAGAGACGGGGACGUGAAUCUGGAAGUUCUUUGGGUGAUGUGAAGGAUCAAUAUCAUCCCAUAUGGGGCCACAUGGAGAACUAUACUGUUGGAAGAGAAAAACGGAAAGAGUUGUUGUUAAUGCUAUGCCAGCUUGAGGCUGAUAGGCUUGAAGUCUGGGCCCAACCUCUGAAUUCAAAGGAUAACCUAUCUUCUCGGUCUAAGAUUAGCUCAGAUAAAUGGAUAGAAUAUGCUAGAACUGCAUUUUCUGUGGAUCCUCGGAUUGCUUUGUCCUUAGCUUCAAAGUUUCCAACAGUUUCCUCUUUGCAGGCUGAAGUAACCCAACUGGUUCAUGUACGUUCUCUCAUCUGAAUGCUUAGUUCUGAUGAAUUUAUUUAUUUUAUCAGGGAA
Messenger RNA from Telopea speciosissima, 4746 nucleotides. RefSeq names its product phosphatidylinositol 4-kinase alpha 1-like. The coding region runs from base 154 to 4707 and encodes 1517 amino acids. Gene Ontology annotation, biological process: phosphatidylinositol-mediated signaling; phosphatidylinositol phosphate biosynthetic process. NCBI's taxonomy places the organism in Eukaryota, Viridiplantae, Streptophyta, Magnoliopsida, Proteales, Proteaceae. The transcript is spliced from 18 exons. Gene Ontology annotation, cellular component: cytoplasm; plasma membrane. The record is from RefSeq and is a predicted model, not a curated record. Gene Ontology annotation, molecular function: 1-phosphatidylinositol 4-kinase activity.